GGGGAUUCUGACACACGCCGCUCUACUUCUGCAUAUGUUGUGUUUAUUGGAUCAAACCCCAUUAGUUGGAGUUCCAAAAGGCAAGCCACUGUUGCACGCUCAUCCACGGAGGCCGAAUAUCGUGCCAUCGCCUCAGUAUCUGCUGAAUUAGAAUGGCUUCGCAACCUCCUUUCUGAGCUUCAUUUUCCACUACGCUCGGCUCCAACAGUGUUCUGUGAUAACUUAAGUGCCACUUAUGUAUGUGCAAAUCCUGUUUUUCACUCGCGAAUGAAACACGUUGCCAUUGACUUUCACUUUGUUCGUGAACAAAUUCAAAAAGGUCAACUGCGUGUCACACAUGUUCAUACUCAGGAUCAACUUGCUGACUCUCUCACCAAGCCACUUGCUCGACAAUUAUUUCAAUCUCAUCGCUCCAAGCUUGGUAUUCUUCCCAGACCACCUCGCUUGCGGGGGCAUGCUAAAGUAUAAAAUAUAAAUAUUAUUAACUCUUGUAUUUAUCCUUCCGGCCUGGUGUGUUUAUCUGUACACCUACUUGUAUUUAUCAUAUGUAACAAACCCAAGUGUACAGCCUACUAUUUAGGAUCUAGCAACUACUCUCACGUGAGUAUAUGUGUACAUGGCUAUAUAUACAUAGCAGACCAUUCAAUGAAUAAUAAGAUAAAUCAUUCAUCCUGCUUAAUACUUGUAUUUGCUUCAGACGGCUCCUUUUGUCGCGAGAGCUAUGCUGCUGUCUACUCACUCGAUCAUCCAACAAAAGUAAAGAGCAUCCCACUAAUUAAAUUGAUACAUCUACGGAGUAUUUGAGGAGAAGGAAAGAUGCAAAUUUUAUAUAGAGUAUGUGUAUAUAUUUAUUAUACAACUUACAAUUUGAUUUGGUUCAACUUAUAUUUUUAUUAACGUAAUUUAAUUUUCUAUUUAUCUCAAGUUAAUAUACCUUGUUUAUAUUGAGUUUGUUUUUAGAGGUUUUUAAGGUAUUAAGUUUGUUUAUUUUGAUUCUUGGAGUUACAUUUGAUAAUAUACGAAGUUACAUUUUCUUAUGCUCGAGUUACAUGUUAUUAUGCGUGAGUUACAUCUUAUUAUGCGUAAGUUACAUCAUUUUUUAUGCGAGUUACAUACUUUUAUGCUCAAGUUACAUCUAAUUAUGUGUGAGUUACAUCUUGUUUAUUUGCAAUUUUUUACUUAUCUUUAUCUUUAACUAAU
Molecule: messenger RNA, 1200 nt
Organism: Cuscuta europaea
Lineage: Eukaryota; Viridiplantae; Streptophyta; Magnoliopsida; Solanales; Convolvulaceae
Source: the annotation of a GenBank genome assembly